This is a messenger RNA of Triticum aestivum (bread wheat), 1617 nucleotides long. RefSeq names its product flavonoid 3'-monooxygenase CYP75B4-like. Bases 4 to 1572 code for a protein of 522 amino acids. The record is from RefSeq and is a predicted model, not a curated record. Gene Ontology annotation, molecular function: iron ion binding; oxidoreductase activity, acting on paired donors, with incorporation or reduction of molecular oxygen; monooxygenase activity. NCBI's taxonomy places the organism in Eukaryota, Viridiplantae, Streptophyta, Magnoliopsida, Poales, Poaceae. The transcript is spliced from 2 exons.
GGCAUGGAAAUCCCUCUCCCGUUGCUUCUCUCCACUUUUGCCAUUUCCGUGACCAUAUGCUAUGUCAUCUUCUUCUUCUUCCACGCCGACAAGGGGCGUGCGCCGCUGCCGCCCGGGCCAAGGGGCUGGCCGGUGCUGGGAAACCUCCCGCAGCUCGGCGGCAAGACGCACCGGACCUUGCACGAGAUGACAAGGUUGUACGGCCCGAUGCUCCGGCUCCGCUUCGGCAGCUCUCUCGUGGUGGUGGCCGGAUCAGCCGACGUGGCCAAGCAGUUCCUCCGCACCCACGACGCCAAGUUCAGCAGCCGGCCGCCCAACUCCGGGGGCGAGCACAUGGCGUACAACUACCAGGACGUGGUGUUCGCGCCCUACGGCCCCCGAUGGCGCGCCAUGCGCAAGGUGUGCGCCGUGAACCUCUUCUCGUCACGCGCGCUUGACGACCUCCGCGGCUUCCGCGAGCGGGAGGCCGCACUCAUGGUGAGGUGCCUCGCGGAUUCUGCUGCGACCGGCGGGGCGGUGGCGCUCGCCAAGGCGGCGAACGUGUGCACGACCAACGCCCUCUCGCGGGCCACGGUGGGGCUCCGGGUGUUUGCCACCGCUGGCAGCGAGCUUGGCGCUGAGGACUUCAAUGAGAUCGUGCUAAAGCUGAUAGAGGUGGGCGGGGUUCUCAACGUCGGGGACUUCGUGCCGGCGCUCCGGUGGCUCGACCCACAGGGGGUUGUUGCCAAGAUGAAGAAACUGCACCGCAGAUUCGACGACAUGAUGAACAGGAUAAUCGCCGAGAGAAGGGCCGGUGCUAUUGCUACCAAGGCCGGCGAGGAGGGCGGUAAGGACCUGCUUUGCUUGUUGCUCGCAAUGGUGCAGGAAGACAAGUCCCUCACCGGCGGCUCCGAGGAGGACAGGAUGACAGACACAGACGUCAAGGCGCUUAUACUGAACUUGUUUGUGGCUGGCACAGACACGACAUCGAUCACAGUGGAGUGGGCGAUGGCGGAGCUGAUCAGGCACCCAGAUAUCCUGAAGCAGGCCCAGAAAGAGCUGGACGCCGUCAUUGGCCGUGACAGGCUCGUCUUGGAGUCGGACCUGCCGCGCCUCAACUUCCUCAACGCGAUCAUCAAGGAGACCUUCCGGCUGCACCCAUCGACACCGCUCUCGCUGCCGCGGAUGGCCACCGAGGAGUGCGAGGUUGCCGGCUACCGCAUCCCCAAGGGAACGGAGCUUCUAGUGAACGUGUGGGGAAUCGCCCGCGACCCGGCCCUAUGGACGGACCCGCUGGAGUUCCGGCCAGCCCGGUUCCUUCCCGGAGGGUCGCACGCGGACAUCGACAUCAAGGGAGGUGACUUCGGGCUGAUACCGUUCGGGGCUGGCCGGAGGAUAUGCGCAGGCCUCAGCUGGGGCAUUAGGAUGGUCGCCGUGACGACCGCCACGCUGGUGCACUCGUUCGACUGGGAGCUUCCGGCAGGCCAGAUGCCGGACAUGGAGGAGACAUUUUCUCUGCUGCUGCAGCUGGCCGUGCCAUUGAUGGUCCACCCGGUGCCUAGGCUGCUCCCAUCGGCAUACCAAAUCGCAUAGCGUUGCUUGUGUGCUGUUUUUUUAUUUUUUGACAAGUUUAAUAAG